Aspergillus saccharolyticus JOP 1030-1 is the source of this 2337-nucleotide messenger RNA. RefSeq lists its product as uncharacterized. Lineage: Eukaryota; Fungi; Ascomycota; Eurotiomycetes; Eurotiales; Aspergillaceae. The record is from RefSeq and is a predicted model, not a curated record. The coding region runs from base 1 to 2337 and encodes 778 amino acids. The transcript has 7 exons.
AUGGAAGGAGGACCUACGCACAUUCAUGUCUGUAGCACCUGUGGCGCAACAUUUCAGCGGGCUGGGCACUUAUCAAGGCACGAGCUGCGCCAUAUCGGCGAGCGGCCGUUUGGUUGUUCAAUAUGUGACUUGAAGUUUGCGAGGAGAAACCGACAGGAACCCAAGUACUGGGGAAAAGAAGGCAAUAACCCACGAGACCCAAUCCAUGAUACUGAGGACUGCUUUCCUGCUUCCCGCACCUCUGCAUCACAUGCAAAUGACCAGACGAUGCUAGAGUCCUGCGAUCCACCUGAACCAGCGACCUUUCCGUCCUUGAGUACCAACUAUCCCGUCCACCAUAGUCUGUUUACCUUGGCAGAUGCCUCGCUUGAAACGACUCUUCAGCCCAAUCAAUGUAUAGCACAGACAAAUAUGGUCCGACCGGAUGUCUGUGAUGAGCAGCAAUCAAACAUGGAAUUCCGAUGGCAGCGCAAUCACAAUAAUGCAACGACACAGGGCACGCGCCUUUGGGACGACCUUAAUCUGUUUUCUCCAUUGUAUCAGUGUCACCUGCCAAAUCUUUCCAUGGGAUUUUUUCCGAAUCAAAUGGCAAAUUUGAAUUACGAAGAUAGAUGUCUGGGGCAGCCCAUUGAUCAGGAAUUGGAGCUUCAAAAUCACGGUGUACCUCCUUGGUCUACCAAAGGCUCUGCACACACCACACAAAGCAGACCGCCUGUACCGAGUUUCUGUGACGCCAGAUCGAGCCCAGAUCCCCAUGAAGGCCAAGGUUUACUUUUCAACGAUUUCUUGCGAAAGGUAUGGACAGGGCGGUCCCGUCGUCAUGGCUUAGAAGAUUCAAGCUGUCACCUACAAGCCCAUACAGGUGCUCAAAACCAGAGUGAAGGAAAAAGCAUCUACUCUCCACUCAUGGGGGCAUUCUGCUUUCCUAGGCCCGAUUGUGAGGGCGGGUCCUCUGUUUGGGAAGCAGAGGACCUUGGUCAUGUUCAACCAUUACCUAUCGAGACUUACAACAGAAUUUUGGGUACAUUUCGUACGCUCAACAAAGACAACGGCUACCACAUGCCGUUUGCAGCUGGCGAAUUCCCCUCAUUGGCUGCGUGCUCUGCCUUCAUGCAGCUUUACUUUGAGAACUUCAACUUCAUAUUUCCCAUGCUUCACCAGCCAACAUUCGAUCCUAGUCAUAUUCUUCAAGAAUUUCUCCGGAGAGCAAUCAACUUGACAUCAAUUGCUUCAUUGAGAUUGAUCGGACAGAUGUCGUUAGACAGAGAGGAAAUCUCUCAGAAACUUGGAAAGCAUGGGUACAUUCUGAAACUUGUUGAUAGCCAAUACAUGUUAUACUUUGACCUACCUCCCACUAUUCCGACCGAUCUACUUCGGCUCAGAAUGCCCAACGUGGAAAGCCUGUGGCAUGCUCCGACGGCAGAGUCGUGGAAUGACUGCGCCAAUAAGCUCGGUGAACAUAGAAGUCAAGAUAUGCGUGACGAAUUGGAAUAUUUAUACAAGAAUCUGGAGCCCAGACGCGGCCUAGAUGACUUUGCAAUACUCUUGCUUAUGAUGGCGGUCUUUAGGCAAACUGUUCACUACUCCCGUGAUUGCAAUUCUGACCAAGGAUCAAUAUACCACAGUCUUACUUCACCUCGGCAGGCUUUGAAUUAUGCUUCGGAGAGGACGUCAGAGACAUUUCCAGGGGUGAAAUACCUCCAGGCUCUUUGCCCUGAGCGCAGUGAUGCUCAAAGGUCAUCUUAUUUGAGAUCUGUCGUCAUACACCAUUACCAUUGCAUGCGAAUCCUCUUGCUUGUGCCAUUGCGUGAGCUAUUCUGCUACUGUGGCUAUCGGGUCACCAGCGUUGAUAUCGUCUAUUCUAAAAGGCGUCUCAGAUCUUGGAUUUCACAGAACGAUACAGAAGCUCGUUUGGUUGCCUUACAUGCUAGCCGGCUGUUUGGAUAUAUCCGCAAUUCGAAUAUGUACGGCUAUUAUGAAGGCCGGGCUCUCAUGAUCGCAUGCCUUGCUCUUUGGAUCUAUAGCGAAAAUUCCGUGCAAGACUCAAAUAACAACAAUCACCUCGAUAUUUCAGGGCAGAAGAAACAGACGCCAGGAAUCCCGAUUCGACUUGAUGGGCAACUAGAUGAGGACAUUAAGGAGGAUUGGCUCCAGGGAAGACCCAAUAUGCGACCUUAUCUGACAGGAGUCGGCAGCCUGUUGGACACGAAAGGCACUUCCAGACUUGUCAACGAAGGGGCCCGGAUUCUGUGCACUUCAACCAUCUGGCCAAUGUGCGAGACGUGUGGGAAAUCAUUGAAGUUGUUUUAUCGGCUCCGAUGUGGCACGGAUCCUUAG